Messenger RNA from Oncorhynchus kisutch (coho salmon), 713 nucleotides. RefSeq names its product low-density lipoprotein receptor-like. Gene Ontology annotation, molecular function: hormone binding; calcium ion binding; protein binding. Gene Ontology annotation, biological process: receptor-mediated endocytosis. The coding region runs from base 15 to 713 and encodes 232 amino acids. The transcript has 4 exons. Lineage: Eukaryota; Metazoa; Chordata; Actinopteri; Salmoniformes; Salmonidae. Gene Ontology annotation, cellular component: plasma membrane; apical plasma membrane; signaling receptor complex. The record is from RefSeq and is a predicted model, not a curated record.
CGUGUGUGACGGCCAUGCUGACUGUGGAGACCAUUCUGACGAGGUGGGCUGUGCCAAACCCCCCCACUGUCCCCCGGAGCGCCGCUGCCCAAACAGCCAUGAAUGGUCUUGUGGAGGAAUGGCUGUGUGAUGGGGAACAGGACUGCCAGGACGGUUCAGACGAGAUGAAUUGUAAGGUGUCUCCAGUGACGUGUGGGAAGUUCCAGUGGAGCUGUGUCUCUAAGACCCAGUGUAUCCCUGCAACCUGGAGGUGUGAUGGACAGAAGGACUGUGAGGACUACAGUGACGAGGCCGGAUGUGACAAGUUGAAGUGCUCCAACCAGCUUUACCAGUGUGGUAGUGGAGAGUGUGUGGACCAUUCCCUGCUGUGUGACCACAUCAUCAACUGUCCUGAUGGAUCUGACGAGGGGCACGGUUGUUCCACCAAUAACUGCUCCAGCCCUGGGACCCCCCAAUGUGACCAGCACUGUGUCAGCACCCCUUACGGACCGAGGUGCAUCUGUGCUGCAGGCUUCCGGCUCCAGGCUAACGGUGUGUCCUGUGUGGAUGUUGACGAGUGUAAUGAGGUCCUACCACCUGUCUGCAGCCACACCUGCCUUAACACCCGCAGCUCCUUCCUGUGUCGCUGUCACCAUGGAUAUCUGCUGGAACCAAAUGGUCACAGCUGCAAGACCCAAGGUACUCCAAAUGUGUCUUUGCUUGAAGGUAAUUAA